This is a messenger RNA of Neofelis nebulosa (Clouded leopard), 1451 nucleotides long. Its product is annotated as macrophage receptor MARCO-like. The record is from RefSeq and is a predicted model, not a curated record. Lineage: Eukaryota; Metazoa; Chordata; Mammalia; Carnivora; Felidae. The coding region runs from base 1 to 441 and encodes 146 amino acids. The transcript is spliced from 2 exons.
AUGCACGAAAACGCGGCUGAACUAGUGCGAGCAAAUGGAGGCGCCUGCAAAACAGCAUUCGUGCAGCCUUACAGCCCCGCCCGCGGAGUCCCUGGCGCGGAGAGACCUGGGCUGCGGGCGGGGAGACCCGGGCGCGUGGUGAGGCCGGGACGCGCGGAGAGACCUGGGCUGCGAGCGGGGAGACCCGGGCGCGCGGGGAGGCCGGGCGCGCGGGGAGACCGCGACUGCAGGCGGGGAGGCCCGGGCUUGAGGGGCCGGCUCUGGAGCCUGGGAGAAGGCAUGUCCAGGAUCCCUGAGCAGACCCGAUUCCCACCAGCCCUCUGCAUCGUCUGCUCCAUACCGAAGUUGGACUUUCCCACAGAAGAGAAGGCAAAGAAAAGGUUCCAUCUACCAGAGCGGCGCCUGACGACACAGAACCCAUUUGCCUCAGAUCCUGUUUGAAGGCCAAGCAGAAAUGAAAUCAGUUCCCCUGAAGAAAGUGGCCUGGCAGAACAAAUGGGUAGAAAGUGGAUGGACUGAGGAGAACCUGGAUCCCUUAGCUGUGUUGUUCGCACUUCAGGGCCUGGGCACCUCCUGUUUUCUAUAGACUGUAAAUCAUCACUCCUGACUAGUGCAGUUACUGGGAUCCACCAUUUGUCAAAUACCUGGAUUUGACUUUAACAGGAGAUGCACCAAAGUGAAGCAGUGAAGUUCUUUGUGAACAGUGAGUGUUCCCCCAAAUGACAGAUACAUGCAGGGCCACCCAGGUAUCUUAUGUGCAGCCACCCCCUUCAGGUUUUCCCUGGACUCACGGUUAGCAGGAAUCAGGCACACUCAAUUUCAGAAGCACCAGCCAGCAGCUUGGCCUGGACCAAGGCUAGCCCAGGUAGUUUGGGUUGAGGUGGUCUAGCCAGCAGCCCACGCCCACACCCUCUGCUGGAGCUCCUAGCCCUGUGACUGGCCGGAGAUGCUGCUGUGGAGUGCUGGGAAUCUGUGCUCACAAUUCUGCCUAGGGCCAGUGGCCCUGCGGCAGAUAAAAUGCAGAGCCUAGAGAUGACUGUGUACAGCUUCAGAUCAUUCCCUGCUGCCUACUCCUUUUCCCUCCCCCAAACUGACACCUCCCUGUCACCUGUCUGCCCUUCACAGCUUAGAAUAUGCCCUCACUCUACAUUUCACUCAGCCCCAGGGUGAGAGCCAGCCUCUGGGGUAAAUCCUGCUUCAUCAGUUCCUGACCAGGUGAUCUCAGGCAUGCUUAACCUUUCUAUGCCUCAGUUUCUUCAUCCAGGAAACAGAUGAAGCUGCCUACCUCAUUGGGUGCAUGUUUGGGAUCGUUCAGGCAUUUAGCAAACUUAUUGAGCACCUACUAGGCACUUCCAGCACUCAGGCACAUCCAUGCACACAACCAGCUCAUGGGGGUAGGGUGCAGGCAAGCACUUGGUGCAAUCAGUAAUGUGGCUGCUAUGUUGGAUCCG